AUGAAGACAAAUCAAAGCCAACGACAAGUCACCGUCGUCAAAUUGCAUCCUCUCUGCUGCGUGGAGCAAGUUUCGCUGCUCAUGCAGAUUAGCAGACAUCCCCGCCUAGUCGAAGUGCUUGGCACGAGCUUCAAUCAGAACAGCAACUACCUGGUGAAUGAAUUUUGCUCUGGUAAAACGUUACAGGAAAGCAUCAAAACUAAAGCUCUAAGCCUGACACAUAUGAGGGUCAUUCUGCUUCAGAUCGUAGCAGGCAUGGAAGCUUUACAUGGCGGCGGCCUAGUUCAUGGGAAUCUUUCGCUAGAGAACAUUUUAUGCUUGCGGUUAGAACAAGAAGACAUCUCUUCAACGUCCAUCAAACUGUCGGAUUUCGGUUUGCUCAUGCGGCAUCCAGCGCAAGAGUCCAGUGUAUCCUCUCUGCUGCCGCCGUCUCCUGAUCCGCCCUCGGUUUCCUACCGCCGCAGGUCGCCUGAGAGCAUCAGAACUUCAACGUUUACAGCUGAGAGCGACGUCUGGGCCUUCGGGGUCGUCACAUGGCAGAUCUUGUCAGAUGGCAUCGAGCCUUAUUCUCAUUGCUCCAAGGAAGACCAAGUGAAACACGCCAUCCUAUCGGGAGUCAGACUGUCCAAGCCCAGUAGAUGUCCUGCCGACCUCUGGGAAUUGAUACUUUCAUGCUGCCAACAAGUUGCUGCAUCAAGACCC
Messenger RNA from Guillardia theta CCMP2712, 702 nucleotides. RefSeq lists its product as hypothetical. The record is from RefSeq and is a predicted model, not a curated record. The transcript has a single exon. Gene Ontology annotation, biological process: protein phosphorylation. Lineage: Eukaryota; Cryptophyceae; Pyrenomonadales; Geminigeraceae. Gene Ontology annotation, molecular function: protein tyrosine kinase activity; ATP binding. The annotation marks the transcript as partial.